AUGGCGCCGAAGUCGAGUCAGAACCUGAAGAAGAAGGCAAGCCAGAAGCCGACGAAGAGUGGUAGUCAGUCGUCGUUGUCGUCCAAGAGCUCCAAGUCCCCGAAAAACAGUGCCAAAACGGCGAGCAGAAAGAGUAGUAAAAAAUCGAAGAAAGCAGAGAAGAACACGAAGAACGGCGGGAAAAAAGGGUUCUUCAGUUGCUGCUGCAAGAAGAAGAAAGGUAGGUAGAGUGAUUUUGUGAUGUUUAGGAAGCUUGGAGCAAUAUUUUGAGGGUUGAAAUUUUCGGCCGCUUUUUGGGCCGCUUGAAAUUUUGCAAAUUUUUCCGUGUAAAAUAUGAAUAAAAAUGUAAUAAACAGUGUAAAAUACGACUCUAACAUCUGUUUAUUCAUUUUUAUCUCAAUUUCAACCAAAAAAUUUUAAAUUUUCAAUUUCCCGCCAAAUGAAAAAAUUCUUGGCAUUCUGUUGCAAGAUGGUUUUUCGGGUCAAAAUUGAUUGUAGAGUCUUAGGAAGUAAUCAAAUAGUAAUUUCAUAGAAUAUUAGGACAUUUGAAGGGUGUUUUUACUGUUUUUUUUUAUUAGAUUUGUCUUGUGUAAUAUAAGGAAAAGAGUCGAUUUUGACCUUGAUUAUGGUUGAAAAUCUUUUGGUUAUGCCUUCAGAGAGCGAUUAAUGACGUUUGAAAAUAGUUUUCAGUACCUUACUAUUUUAUUUUUACCUUAUGUUACACUUGGUUCCAGUCCCACCGAAUCACCCCAAGAACAAAGUUCCGGCUCCUCCAUCCCUCCGUGACCCUCGGCAGCGGAUCAAUCCGGUCGGUUUUGCCAUUUAUUUUAAUUUUCGACCAGUUUUGUUAGAUAUUUUCAACAAAUCAAACAAUUUUUUACUAAUCUCCCCAGUGUAAUAUAACCCCAUUUUAGCCCGCGAAACUUUCCAAGCCGAGCCCUUCGUUUUCGUCGAGUUCGGACUCUUCGGGGCUGAAGAAAAUCAAGCCCAAAGUUGAUAGUAAUGUCUCCAGUUUGAACGAUGACUUUUUGAACGCCCACCAUGCACCGCUGGAGGUCAUGGAGCCGGACAAGAUUAGCACUUGUGGGCCAAAAGACAAGUCCUCGUCCAAGAAUAAGUCCUUGGCCAAAGGGGGGAAAUGCAAGAGGGGUAGCGCGGAAAAGUUGAAGAGAUCCGAGAAGAAAUCGGCGGAGGAUCUGGACAAGACGAAGGGAAAGAGCGAAAGAGUGGAGAAGACCAAGAAAAAGUUGGUCGAAAAGAGGAAGAAGAGCUCCAGUAGUAGUUCCAUAAAGUGCGUAGACUUUCCGUCGAAAAUUUUUCGCAUUGUGCAUUUCAUAUUUUGCACAGUGCAUAACAAUUUUUUGCACUGUGCAUUUCAUUUUUUUGCACUGUGCAUUUCAAUUUUUUGCACUGUGCAGUUUAAUUUUUUGGGGGAAAUGGGCAAAAUGCACUGUGCGCUGGCGGAAAAAGGCGGAAAAAUGUCUACGCACUUUAUGAAAAUUGUAGUAGUGGUACUGGGAAGAAGGGUGGAGGCGAUGGCGACAAGAGAAAGAAGGACAGCGACAGCGAUGAGGAGCCCGUCGCUACGACCAAUUCGGACCAGUGGAAACCCGAUGAAGACUCGCCAGGUGGCGACGCAACGGAUCGCACAGAAGAACCAGUAAGACUAGGCGAUUUUUAGAGCAAUUUUUUGAGCAAAUUUUGAAGGGUUUGGCAAGGGGUAGCAAAUUUUAAUUUUGAUAAAUUUGAGUAAAAACUGAGAAUUUUGAUGACAAAAAUAAAAUUUUUUGAAAUGAUAUGAUAGCCUGAGGCUAUACUCAGACUGGACAAAAAUUUCAACCUGUUAUGUCAUCAGAAACAACCUAAAAUACGACGUUCUAUUUCAGAAGGUUCCAGUCAAGAAAAAGCCCAAGGCUGAAGUGACGAUUGUCAAAAAACGCCCAAGACAUGCGGAGGGAAAGGUUGAGAUGCUGGACAUUCGGAUUCGAGAAACCGACAAGGGAAUCCAUGAGGACAUCAACUUUGUCACCUCAUGUGGAACAUCAGCCAAGAAGGAGAAAUCGAAGAAACCCGGGAAGAUUGAGCAAGUUGAACCAACUCAGGGUGAGGACGAAGAAACGGAAGGCGAGAAACAGGACAAGUGUAAGUCAUAUAGUAGAGGAGGGACAUUUUAUACGACGAAAUAUGUUUGUGGUGACUUUGGAGAUUUGAUCGUAUAAAAUGUCACGCAGACGAAUAAUUUUGCAUAGGAGUAAAUUAGAUCGUCAGGGAUAUGUUUGCUUCACUUUAGUUAUGAUUCCUAUUAAUAGUGACGUUUUAUACGACGAAAGUUGUUUUUUUUCAUUUUUGCUUUUCCAUCGUAUAAGAUGUCACUUGAUGAGGUAUUUAUUUUGUAAAACGUAGAAUGGACCAUGAAAGAAGCUAUGAUUGGAGAAUCAACCCGAUUUUACUUCUCAGUGACAUUUUAUACGAAGAACUUUUCCCAACAACUUUAGUCGUAUAAAAUGUCGCCCUUUGCCGAGAAUAUGAGUUGAAGAUCAAAAAUUGCUUCAUUAUGACCUGCCCGAGAGUCUGAAUGUCAUGACCGCUUAUUUUUCAGUCGAACCGGUCCCUAAAAUUGAGCUUGAAGGGACUCAACAGGACGAUGACAAACUUUUGGAUAUAGACGAAGAACCCGAUACUGCGGACUCAUCUGCGACUAAAAGUUCUUCUUACACUUCAGCAACCCCAUCCACUACUAUUUCCACCAGUGAUGUCUCAGAUUUGGCCACUCCGAAGCCAUCUGACAAAGCCGCCAAAAAACCAAAAUCCAAGCCUAAAUCUAGUACUGGGGCGUCAAGCAAAACUUCAUCGACCACUGCAAAGACCAGCUCAUCCGACGACCAGAAGAAGGAGGCGAAAAAACCGAAGAAACCGGUCGAAAAGCCCACGAAACCGGCGGAAAAACCGACCGCCGACGAAAAAACCCCGAAAUCGGACUCGAAACCGGCUUCAAAAUCGGCUUCGGAGGACAAAUCGAAGGCGCAGCCCUCGUCCGACUCUUCGGAGAUUUCGGACAAUGGCCCAGUGUCCCCGACCACCGAGAAUAUUCUGAAUGAUGUUUGUGAACAGUUGAAGGAUCGGAAACGCCUUCAGCAGUUGAUGCAGGUAUGCCGCAAGUACGCGAAAACCCCCGAAAAGGCGGACGAGGAGUUUGUGAAGAACGUCAAGGAGAUUCUGGCCGACAUUGUCAAGGAUCAACGGAACAAAGGCAAAAAAUCUAAGGUUAGAGGGAGUUUUUGGGUUAAAUUUUUCUGUAAACGAAAUUUAGAAGUUUUAUAAUAAGUUUAUUAGGUCGCAUUUUACAUUUUUUCAGGGAUUUUUUCGUAUUUUUGGCCUAAAAAUAUCGUGUGCAGUUUUGGCGUAGUGGUAGUGAGUUGGACUGUCAGUCGAAAGGUCGCAGGUUCGAAUCCCACUGGAGGAAAAGUGGGUUUUGAAGGGGGAACUUCAUUUUUUGAUGAGAGUUUUGAAAAAAUUAAAAUGUAAAAUACGUAGUGCUGAUAAAAAAAAUUUUUAUAUUUAAAAAAAUGAAAAUCGAACCUUUUUUCAUAGAUUUUGAUCUAAAGUAAUAUAAAAAAACAAUUUUUUUAUGAAAAUACUCAAAUUAUCGUUGAUUUUUUGAUAAUAAAAAGUCACUACGGCCCUUGGGGCCUUCAAAAAAUUUUUUGGUUUUUUUUUUAAUCUAAAUUUACCAUAUGAAAUCCGAUUUUUUUAGCCGCCCAGUCGCCGCUCAAAGCGAUACAUUUUUGAUGAGAAAUCCAUGCUUGGAGCUGACGGCAUGGCCAACGCCCAGAAAGAUGCCGAAGACAUGAUGGUAGAAGUGGUGGGCUUGAUGUAUUUCCUCUCGGCCGAAUGCCGCAACGACUACAUGACCCUGGUCCAGGAGAUUUACAUCAGUGUUUAUCACGUGCGCAAAUGGCUGGCCGAAAAGGAUGCGAAAAAUUUGUGGCCGCAGAUUGUGGAGGCCACCUAUGUCAUGGAGAGAGCCAGAAAUUUCCACAAACUGCUGAGGGAAUUCCAUUUGUACCUGGUCGAACAGAACAAAGCCUCCGGAUAA
Messenger RNA from Bursaphelenchus xylophilus (pine wood nematode), 4096 nucleotides. The record is from the annotation of a GenBank genome assembly. Lineage: Eukaryota; Metazoa; Nematoda; Chromadorea; Rhabditida; Aphelenchoididae.